Moneuplotes crassus is the source of this 1274-nucleotide messenger RNA. The record is from the annotation of a GenBank genome assembly. Lineage: Eukaryota; Ciliophora; Spirotrichea; Euplotida; Euplotidae.
AGAAAUUAUAUAACUUUAAUAAAUAAUACUCUAAUGGGGAAUUGAUGUACCUCAAAUGAUAAGAAUCAGGGAGGCUAUGGUGCCAACCCUCCUGUCAAUAAGAAGGUUCAAAUGAAAAGAAUGGUCACCACCACACAGGACACUGAUAGGAGCAGUUCUGCACUCUCUAGUGAUUACUCUCCAGACAAAUCUAUUGAUAAGAGAAGCUCUACAUACAAGGCAGCCAGCCUGGAGUCAUUUAACACCCUCAAAGUUAUCGGAAGAGGCUCUUAUGGUAAAGUUUUCAUGGUUGAGGAAAAAACAACAGGCAAAGUCUUUGCAAUGAAAGUCCUUAAGAAGGGAGCCAUUACCGAUGAGAGAGGCAAAGAACGUGUCUUGACCGAAAGGGACAUUAUCAUGCAGAUCAGACAUCCAUAUAUAGUGACGUUGCACUACUCCUUCCAAACCAAGAAAAAGUUGUUCUUCAUUCUUGAUUUCUUGAAUGGAGGUGACCUUUAUACACACAUCAUGAAUUAUGGAAAGUUCAAUGAAAAUAGAGCAAGGUUUUAUACAGCUGAGCUAGUACUAGCUAUCAAUCACUUACAUAAGAAAGGAAUAGUAUACCGUGACCUAAAGCCUCAAAAUAUCAUGCUUGAUAGUGAAGGUCACAUCAAAUUGACGGAUUUUGGUCUUUCCAAGGCAGAUUUCAGCCAAGACCAGAGCCACACUAUUUGUGGAACAAUCAAAUAUAUCGCUCCUGAGACUAUUUCAGGGAUGAGUUAUAACCACACUGUCGAUUGGUGGUCGAUGGGGAUCAUUCUUUACAGAAUGCUGACUGGGAAAUUACCUUAUCCCACUAAUAAGAAUAGUGAGGUCAGAGUUUAUAUUGUUCACAAUAAAAUCCAAGUCUCGAAAAAGAGGAUCCCUGAUGAGACUGCUAGGAGCUUUAUCUUAGGACUACUAGAAAGAGACCCCACUAUGAGACUAGGGGCCAAUGGAGUCGAAGAUAUUAAAAAUCAUGAGUACUUUGAAACAAUUGAUUGGGAUGCACUAGAGAGAAGAGAAGUCAAACCUCCUUACAAUCCUAGGCUCAAAUCUGAGAAAGAUGUCAAGCAUAUUGACUCGAAAUAUCUAGACGAGAACAUUGUCAGCUGUACUUUGGAUGAUAAUGAUCUUAAGAAAGGCAACAUGAAUAACCAAAUGUUUGAGGACUUUACCUAUACCAAGGAGGAUCCAAUGUCUAAGAAAGGAAGGCAAACUGAGUGUUAGACAAAAAGAUUAUAUCCAGGCUACUA